Molecule: messenger RNA, 4322 nt
Organism: Toxorhynchites rutilus septentrionalis
Lineage: Eukaryota; Metazoa; Arthropoda; Insecta; Diptera; Culicidae
Gene: ktub
Product: protein king tubby 2
Exons: 6
Coding region: 467-1780 (437 amino acids)
Biological process (GO): protein localization to cilium
Cellular component (GO): cilium
Source: RefSeq, a predicted model, not a curated record
AACGCGUGUUCAUUGUUCGGAAAAGCGUGCAGCUAGAAGGACGCAAAAACGGGUAGCUCCGGUCGUCGUUUGCAACUUAUGUGUUAGUUUUGUGCUUUGUAUUGUAUCACAUCAUCGAACGGAGAGAAGCAAAGGGAACAACAUCAUAGGUCGCUACUUUUUGUGCAUCUGAAUAUCCUUCCUGCUUCCUGCAUGAAAUAAAUAGUUGUGUUCGAAAACGGCCGACGCUCGUUUGUUUGGUGUAUCGAUAAAAUAUUGAGCUUGAUUGGGUUUCGUCGCGCGAGUGCUGGUGCUUUUCGGUGCAGUGGUACUUGGGGGAGAGUGCUGUACAAACGGUGUGAAAGUGCUUUUAAUUGCAGUGUAAACCAGGAGUUUCUGCGAAGGUUCCAUUCACAUUGGCAGCUCGUUUAGUGACAGACAGCUGCCCGCUGCCGCCUCCCAAUACACAACAAUCGGUGCACGAGAAAUGAGUGCAAUCAAUAACAGCAGACAUCAGAAGCUGGAACAGCAACGACAACUAAUGGAAGCAUACAUACGACAGAAACGGGCAACGCCUGGGAUGGUCCAGGCGAGUGAUUUGCAGCUGGUGAGACCAAUGUCGGUGGGCAACCGGAACGGUCGGGAGGUGCACGCGUACGAUGGACCCAUGCAGUUUAUGAUGUCGCCCGGUAAUCCAGAUCAGAUUAUCAGCUCCCCAGUGACGACGGCAGUUCCGAACAACGCGACAACGAUAGGAGGAAGCACGUCAAUCACGACGACGCCAACAUCCCCGUACAGUGAUGCACCCCUGGAAAAGAUGACCCCCUCUUCGCAGGACAGCGAGGACGAGGAGAGCACCCCGGUGGACAUUCUUCCCUCCUCGAACAGUUUCGAUCGACACAGCGAGCACCUGGCUCACUCGGCACCGAUUUCACCUGCCCUGAAUAACAACAGCCACAACAGGGAGGGAAGCAGCGGAAAUCUCAAGAGUAUGGAACAUUCGUCGCCGCAAGCGAGUGGACACAACGAUAUCGAGGGGGACGUCAGCGGACCGGUGGAGCAGUGGGUGACGCAACCGGCGCCCCAGAGUGUGCUUUACAAGUGUCGAAUCACCCGGGAUCGGAAGGGUAUGGACCGGGGGUUGUUCCCGAUUUACUAUCUGCACCUGGAGCGGGACUAUGGCAAGAGGAUAUUUUGUUUGGCUGGUCGCAAGCGUAAAAAGAGCAAAACCUCGAACUACAUUAUCAGCUGUGAUCCGACCGAUUUGUCGCGACAAGCAGACGGGUUCGUGGGGAAACUUCGGUCCAAUGUGUUCGGUACGACGUUUUUUGUGUACGACAAUGGUAAGAAGGACGAUGCCGUGAACCCGCGAUUAGACCUGGCGGUAGUCAUCUACGACACUAACAUUCUGGGCUUCAAAGGACCCCGCAAUAUGACUGUGCUGCUGCCAGGAAUGACUGAAGACGAUCAGAGGGUGAAAAUUUGUUCGGCCGAUAAUCAGCAGGGAUUGCUCGACAGUUGGAAGUCCAAGAACACCGACAAUGUCGUUGAACUGCACAACAAAACGCCCAUCUGGAACGACGAGACGCAAUCGUACGUGCUCAACUUCCACGGCCGGGUCACGCAAGCCUCGGUCAAGAACUUUCAGCUGGUGCACGACUCCGACCCGGACUACAUCGUGAUGCAAUUCGGCCGAACGUCGGACGACAUCUUCACGAUGGACUUUCGCUAUCCGCUGUGUGCGUUCCAGGCGUUUGCGAUCGCACUGAGCAGCUUCGAUGGGAAGCUGGCGUGCGAGUAAUGCAUCGAGAGCGCGAAUCGAUGACGAACGGAAUCUCGUGAUUUGGUGGUUGGUAGUUUAGAGUCUUUGUUUUUAGCGAGGGACACAUACACAAGCCAAUACACAUACACAAAAACACAGACACACAAAUAAACACAUAUUCCACGUUGUUGCGGAAGUGGGAAUGGUACGAAGACAUUUGGUAGGUUUUUAAUCGGCACGCGUACAUUGGAGGUACGCUGUUAGUGUAAAGGAACUUUUAUCAGGUAAAUUUAGCAAAGUGAGGCACUAAAUUAAUGCAAAAAAAAAACACAGUCGUGUGUAUGAGUCCAAGGAUCCCCUGAACACCUGCGUUAGCGUGUUGGAAGCAAAGAAAGGAGAGCUACUAAGUAUUUAUUUGAAUUAAAAUAAGAUACAUCAAAGUCAAGCAAGAUUUCUAAAUAUAGCUAUGUAAAUUACAAAUUAUGCUUGAGAAACAAAAAUGAGUAGAGUUCAAGCUAGUUCAAUAAGUAGUACGCGCAAGAAAAUUGUAAAGAGCUUCGAGUAGUGUUAUGCGAUAUAGUAGAAUAAACAUUUCGUUUCCAAUUCGAAAUUGGUUUGCAAAGGGAGAGGUGUUUUAUGGAUGCAGAUUAUGAUCAUUUGAAACUCAGGUCAGUGUAAAAAUGUUGAUUGAUAGAAACUGUGCGAUAAUGAAUAGAAUGCCUUACAUAUUCACAACCAAAAAUUGAGAAAAAUGUGUUUACUUUUAACCACUGAUAUCAAUAGAGUCGCACGGUUUGAAAAAAAAAUCGUCUUAUUUGGCAUAUAAAUCAACUAAGUACUAAUAAUAAUGGCGCAAAUAGUAAUACGGCGAAGUUCUUCGAGGAACAUUAGUGCCAUCUAAAGCUUGAACCAUUUAGAACCCUGAAUCACAAAACCGUUUAUAUCUCGAGAUCGGUUAAAGGUAAAAUAAUGUUUUUAUAUCAAAAUGCAGAAAAUUUAUUGUUUUUACAGGUUCAAUAUUGAAAAAAUAUUCCGUUACAGUUUUGAUAAAUUUUCGUAUUUUUCUCCAUCAAAGUUUGGACUCUCUAUUGGCCAACCUCAUGCGGCCAUUUUAUUCCACGAACUCUUCAUGACCUGUCAUGACCGAAGGGAACUAGUUAUUUGAAGUCGUUCGAACAGGUCGUAUGGAAACACGUCUUUACAGUUCAAGUUAUCAGUACAUGCUAUACUUUAUUCGUGAUCUUAGGAUAUAUAUGAGAUGAGAGCUAUCUCUCCUCUCAUCUCCCCAUUUAAAUUAAUUCUUUAAUAAUUCGUACAAUUUUAUGUUUUUUUUCUUAUUCCAAUAUAAAUUUAUCUAAGCUCAACCGAAUUUUGACUCCCCAUAAAAUUAAAUUCAACAAAAUUCAUCUCGUUGCUAUGAAUCAAAAUACAUGCAAAACAGUUUCAAUAAAAUUCAUUCAGUAGAUCUUAUGGUUUUUCUUCUUGAAUAGCUGUCCUUCAUUAAGGUUUAUAUGCUUCGGUUUUUUUUAUUUCUAGUAGAUCUGCGUAAUGCCAGACCCGUUAUUAGCUUAGAAGGUUUUUUUUGGAUACAAAACCCUUUCGCCCUUUCUUCAUAUUUACUUGUUUUGUAUGCUCUUGCUCUGGAACCUGUAUUGUAGCUGAAUUGGAGUCUACGGAUUUCUUCAAGACAAAUGGUAGUUGUGGAACUCGUUCCAAUUUGUUUAUAUGAGCUUCGCGAAUGUCUCCGUUGUUUUCCGGAGCUUUCAUCACUAUAUUUUCCACUGAAUGUGUCCUUUUUGCUCCUCGUUCCUGAAAAUUGUGUACGGGGUAUAAAUUUGAAAAUGCGUUCAUAUUGUAUAAUUUUAUCUUCUGUCGUUCAUCCUUUGUGUGGACACCGACUGGACAACAUCGUUGCUGGACGGGCUGGACGGCGAGGGAUCGAGUGCCUUUCUCAAGGCAAGAGGGCGGAGGUGGUAGCGCUGGAGUAAAGUAGAGUAGAGUUUUCAAAGGUAAAGGUAAAGUAGAGUAGAGUUUUUCAAAGGCUAGAGACGAAUGAACUGCAAAAGUUUAAAGUCUCUAUAAUACAAUACCUUCCUUCUGUUGGAGAUUGACGAUGAUGAUGCAAAAAAUUGUUGAUUUCAUUGUCGAUCGAUCGUUCUCAUUGGUUAGUUUCCCCAACACAGCUUUUGUGGUUUGUACUGCCCUUUCUGAUAAUCCGUUGAUAGCUGGUUAAUGGUAGGACCAAGACAUCUUCUAUAUUACGGGUCUCACAGUAUUUUUUGAAUUGAAAACUGCUGAAUGGAGGUCCGUUGUCACUCACAAUGAUCGAUGCAAAACCAAAAAUUGUGAAAAUGUUGUCAAGUUCUUGUGAAACACUAUCUGCAUUUGUUUUAGUCAUUCUUCGAACUUCAAUCCAACGAGAAUAUGCGCCGACUAAUAUUAAAAAUGUUCGAUUAUAUUUAUAGAAAAAAUCAAUGUGUAUUCGUUCGAAUGGUUUAUUAGUAGUUGUCAAAUUUCCAUAAAGUCUUGGAGUUCGGUCGAUUCCCAAAAGUUGGCAUUUCUCAUUCAUUUCGUCCAGCAU